AACUAACACUUCUCUCUUUCUUUAAACCCAAGACAUUGUGUUUCAAAUUAUUGAACCCCCCCUCAUCUUGUUCCUGGUGAUCAUUUUUGAAGGGGUUUUUUUUUGCGUCAUAUGGACUGCUCAAUCUGCAGCUCACUUCCGGUGAUACUCCGCCCACCACGAAACACCAUUUGUGUGUCAUGUUACGACGGAGCAAAGUGUGUCAUAAAUUUGAUAAACAAGCUUCAAAAUGAUCGUAAACCAACUAAUAAUAACGUCUCUCCUGUUUCCCCAAUUGGAUCUUCCUGUAAGACACUCACUAAUGCUUCAAAAUGGAUAAUAGACUUAAAGAACAGAGAAGAUGAAUUAGAAGAUAAAAUCAAUUUCCUUGCCCAGUUCACGGCCGCAUUCCGCCACCAAAUCCACACCGAUAUUCAACUCAACCCCGGAUCACCCGCCUCCCCUUCCAUUUCCGCUCACAGAGCCCUCCUGGCCACACGAUCCGAAAUCUUCAAAAACAUACUCGAUUCAGACGGAUGCAAGGCUGCUCCGACCAACUCCACGAUCACGCUGCCGGAGUUGAGCCACGAGGAGCUGGAAUCGCUGAUGGAGUUUCUGUACAGCGGGGAUUUGGGGGAGGAGAAAGUGAAGAAGCACGUGUAUUCGUUGGCCUUGGCAGGGGAUAAAUACGAGAUUCCGUAUUUGCAGAAAUUUUGCGAGAGGUAUAUGUUGAAAUGGUUGAACUGUGAGAGUGCUUUGGAUGUAUUGGAAGUUGCGGAAGUUUGUUCUUGUAGAGCGUUGAAGGAAAGUGCGUUGGAUUUCAUUGUUAGAAAUAUGGAGGAAAUUGUGUUUUCUUCUGGAUUUGAAGCCUUUGCACUCAAGAAUCCUCAUCUCUCUGUCCAGAUUACUAGAGCUUCUUUAAUGGAUGCUAGAAAAAAUAGACCCAAUUCUUCUUCUUGAUUCAAAAUUUGGAUUAUUCAACCAUUUACAAAGCACCACCAAUCAAAAACAUUGCUUUGCUUUGCAUGUAAAGGAGGAACCAUGAGAUUAGAUUAAAAUAUUGGAGACCUAACCAUCACUUUUAUUUGAAAGAAAUAAUAAAAUUUUAAUUGAAACAUUGAGUUCUAUUCUGUAUAUUUUGCUAGUGAAUUUGUGUGUUUAGAGGAAAAGAUAGUGCUGGAAUGAUGAAUGGAAGAAGUAUAGAAUUCAAUGUCUCGUAAA
Molecule: messenger RNA, 1200 nt
Organism: Cucumis sativus (cucumber)
Lineage: Eukaryota; Viridiplantae; Streptophyta; Magnoliopsida; Cucurbitales; Cucurbitaceae
Product: BTB/POZ domain-containing protein At3g56230
Exons: 3
Coding region: 112-939 (275 amino acids)
Molecular function (GO): protein binding
Source: RefSeq, a predicted model, not a curated record